UAUUCUUAGGAUCGUGCCUCGUACAACUCAAACAAACCGACAGUCUUGUUUUCCUAUAUAUACACCCAGGUGAAAAUAAAAGUGAAAAGAAAAGAAGUAGCGAUAACAGAUAAGAAAGACUGUUUUCUUCCGUUUCUGUGAGUCAUUGUUCUCAGAAUGAUAAGAUUAAAAUAUAUACGAAAAAUGGAUUUGGAUUACUCGUUUACCUGAAUUCUGUCGUGGUUAUUGCAGUUUGAGAAUUGAUUCGACGCUGACAGUCUAAACCAGAUACCCGGAGAGAUGCCAACAAGGGUGCCAAACCAGAGCUCCUUGAGGCUGUUCAAGGGCCAGAACUACAGGAAGCUGAAGGCAAAAUGUCUGUCUGUAGGAGAGCUUUUCGUUGACACUGAAUUCCCUGCUGAUGCGUCUUCUCUCGGUUUGGAAAAGGCAGUGGAAUGGAAGAGACCAAAAGAAUUGGUCGCGUCUCCGCAGUUUGUGAAGAGUAUGAGCAGAUUUUCAGUAAAACAGGGAGAGCUAGGCAACUGCUGGUUCUUAUCAGCUCUCUCCGCUAUCACUCAAAACCCAGGCCUGUUGUAUCGUGUUGUGCCCGGCGAUCAGGACUUCGCUGAUAACUAUGCGGGAAUCUUUCACUUCAGGUUCUGGCAGGGAGGUCAGUGGGUGGACGUCGUAGUCGAUGACCGGCUGCCUGUCGUGUGCGGGGCAUUACUGUGCUUCACGAGUUCGAGGGACGACGAUGAGUUCUGGUCGGCGUUGCUCGAGAAGGCUUAUGCCAAGCUCCACGGCUCGUACGGCGCCUUGGACACCGGCAAGAGCUUCGAGGCGACGGAGGACCUGUCGGGGGGCGUGACGGAGCGGUUCCUGCUGCGUCGCGAGGACCCCCAGACGCCGACGCCGACGAACCUCUUCUCCGUCGUCGCCAAAGCCAGGCAGCGGGGGUCGCUCGUCACCUGCAGCAUCUCGGAAACUCGAGAAACACUGAUGGAGAAUGGACUCGUCAAGGGCCACGCCUACAGUGUCACGGGGGCGCGUCGCUUCAGGGUGAAUGCUCCUCGAAGGCCCUACGUGGAGCUCCUGCGUCUGAGGAACCCCUGGGGGGACGAGAUAGAGUGGAAAGGGAUGUGGAGUGACGGCUGCGAGGAGUGGAAUUUGAUCCCGAAAUCAGAAAGAGACAAACUCCAGCUCAGCGUCGAAGCGGACGGAGAGUUCUGGAUGUCAUUCAGUGAUUUCGCAGAGAACUUCGACGAGCUGUUCAUCACAAGCCUGAACCCCACCACCGUCAACGAAGAGGCCAAGGAGCACCUCAUCACCAUGGCCGACGUAGUGAACGAGGCCGUCCUUCACUCCGAGGUCAUAAGGUCAGCCGAGGUCAAUGCCGUGAAGGUGUGGGAGGUCGUUUCCUUCGACGGCGCUUGGGUCCGCAACGCCACGGCAGGAGGCGGAAAUACGAGAGAUAGAGUGUUCUGCAGCAAUCCUCAAUACAUACUUGAGCUGACAGAAGCUGACGACAGCGCAGAGGAAGAAGGCACUUGCGCUGCCAUAGUGACCCUUAUGCAGAAGAACAGAAGGGCCAAUCAGCUACCCAUUCACCCCAUUGGGUUUUUUAUCUAUAAGCUCGGAGAGGGAGAGAAAAUUCCCAACCCACUCACCGUAUCUUGGCUAAGGCUGAACGUACCCUAUUUUUACACCAAGACCUUCUCGAAGACACGUACUGUGACCCACCGCCUCACCCUCAGCCCCGGCAGGUAUCUGGUCAUCCCUUGCACGCCCAGGCCGGACCAAGAGGCAGAGUUCCUCCUUCGGGUUUUCUGUGAGAAGCUCGCUACGAUGGAGGAGUACGACGAGGAGGCCCAGAUUCUCGACAUUGCUGAAGAGUCUGAGGACGAGGUAGACCAUGCCAUCGAGGACCACCUGCGUGCCGUGUUCCGAGAGGCAGCUGGGGAAGCCAACGAGGUCGAUGCUGUCAAGUUGCAGUGCAUGCUAGACCAGCUCUUCCCUUCUGCAGGUUUCGAUGACUCGCUGGACUUCACCCGGAGUCUCCUGGCCAUGAUAGACGUGGACUUCUCCGGGACUGUCACUUUUUAUGAAUUCGAGGCCCUUGUCUCUUCCCUCAGGCGCUGGGUGAGAGUGUACAACGAGAGGAAGGACGAGGAGAGCGGCCUCCUGUCGGGGCACUCGUGGGGCCUCGGCGACGCCCUCAGGGACCUCGGCCUCCAGAUCCCGCGCCGCAUCCGGGCCCUCGUGGUGGUGCGCUACGGCGACGAGCAGGGACACAUCGCCCUUAGGGACUUCCUCAUGGCCGCCUGCAGGAUCUCCGUCAUGCUGGUGAGAUUCGAGGCCCAUCGCGUAGAGAACGGCCAGCACGCGGAAAUCCCCUUAACAGACUGGCUGACAAAUACCCUCUACUGUUAAGGAAAAUUAUGUAUUCUUAUGUGAUAAAAUAGAAUUAUAUAGAAUUACAUCACUGCACAGGAUGAUGUACACUUAUUCACUAAUAUGGUGUAUAUCUGUUUAUCCAAAUUAUAUAAACUUAUCACCCAAAUUACGUAUGCGUAUCCACCCAAACAGCGUAUACUUAGCUACUCAAACUAUGUACACUUAUUCAUCAAAAUUAUGUAACUUAUCAUCCCAAAGUAUGUACAUUUAUCUACCCAAAUUACGUACGCUUAUGCACCCAAAUUAUGUACAUUUAUCCAUACAUCUUACACACUUAUCGACCCAAAUUAUGAACAUUUAUUCACCAUGAUGUACACUUAUCGACCCAAAUUAUGAAUAUUUAUUCACCAUGAUGUACAUUUGCCGACCCAAAUUAUAUACACUUAUCCAUCCAAAUCAUGUACACUUAUUUACCCAUAUUAUGUACACUUAUAUACCCAAAUUAAGUACCCUUAUAUAAAAAUCACGGAUCUUUGCAUAGAAAAAUAUUUACAGUUAUGAAAAAAGAAUCUUUCCUCUGUUAAAUGAACGUGCGUUUUUUAUUUAUUAUAUGAUCUAGUGCAAUUCAAUAUAGUCUAAUUAUGUCUAAUUGCUAGAGAUUGCAGAUUUUAAAAAUUAUUUUCUCCAUAUCAACAUAAAAAAGUUAUUCUAUUACAUCGACAUUUCACAAUUUCUCUUUUUUAUUAUUAUGAUUAUUAUCAUCAUUACUAUUAUCAUUAUCAUUAGUAACGUAUAUAAUUAUUCUUACUAUCAUUAUUAUUAUUCUUUGUUCUCAUGGAUUUAAAGAGUCUAUAUUUAUUUGUUUUAUUAUGCUUACUCUCCCCACCCUUACUGAUAGACUGUGGGGCUGAGUGAAGUAGAUAAUUCUGGUAGGAGUAUGAAUAUUAUUAUGAUUAUUUUUGUUAGAACAAAUAUGUGAUAAUUGUCAGUCUAACAAGUAUCAGAAAAUAAAAAAUGAGACGUAUGCA
Messenger RNA from Penaeus indicus, 3401 nucleotides. Its product is annotated as calpain-B-like. The record is from RefSeq and is a predicted model, not a curated record. The coding region runs from base 280 to 2409 and encodes 709 amino acids. Gene Ontology annotation, molecular function: calcium-dependent cysteine-type endopeptidase activity; calcium ion binding. Gene Ontology annotation, cellular component: cytoplasm. The transcript has 16 exons. Gene Ontology annotation, biological process: proteolysis. NCBI's taxonomy places the organism in Eukaryota, Metazoa, Arthropoda, Malacostraca, Decapoda, Penaeidae.